Molecule: messenger RNA, 679 nt
Organism: Triticum aestivum (bread wheat)
Lineage: Eukaryota; Viridiplantae; Streptophyta; Magnoliopsida; Poales; Poaceae
Product: putative B3 domain-containing protein Os03g0621600
Exons: 2
Coding region: 78-572 (164 amino acids)
Molecular function (GO): DNA binding
Source: RefSeq, a predicted model, not a curated record
UCUGCACCGCCGAUCGUCAUCGACUCUACUUCCCGCUGCGCUACGAGUCGAUUGAUACGGACAAGAAGGACAAGGAGAUGGUGCCGCCCAUGGAGAAGGGCAAGGAGGUCCUGCCGCCCAUGGAGGUUGCACCGACUACGCCUGAGGAGGUGGCCACGGAUGAGGAUGUUGUGUCGAAGGAGCCCCCUAGUGGCAAGUGCCAUAACUGCAGCCACUACCAAGAGGAGGGAGGUCCAACCCAAUUCUGCAAGGUGAUCCUUGCUCCUCAGUUUGAGUGCAUCCCGAUGCCUCUUGACUUCACCAAACACUUCCCGGCGGUGCCACAAGAGUUUAAGCCGAGGACCAACAUCGGCUGCUCAUGGGGGGUGACUGUCCGGCUGAUGGACGACAGGGUGACCCUCAAUCGGGGUUGGGCCCCCUUCACCGCCGUCCAUCAGAUCAGGAUCGACUACAUGGUGAUGUUCAAGCUGCUCACUCCGGACACGCUGAAGGUCAUCGUCUUCGACGACGAAGGCAUUGAAGUGGUGACGAAGUGCGGCAAGCAUGACGACGCCUUCGCCCUCAACAUCUAGGACUGCCCUUCCUAUGCUCCGGCUGGUUUAGUUUCUUUUCGUACUAUUUUUGCGUUUGAACUGAUAUGUUUAAGUGUGGCACUUUAUUUCACUGCGGUUAGCUAUGG